GAGGAGGAAGGAGGAGGAGGGAGGGAUGAGGAGGAGGGAGGAGUUUUUUGUUGUUGUUCAUUGGCAAAGCAAUGAUGAAAGCGUUCUUUCGGGAGAGUUGGGAGGGCCCUGAAAAGGGCCGUUGGCCAAAACAAAAACUGGAACGGGAACAGGAACUGGAAGGGGAAUAGAACAGGAACGGAAACUUCAUUCUAGGAAGGCGGAAAGCUUACUCAUUCGUGUUGCUCUGAUUCGCAUUCUCCUCGCACGGAUAGUGCCAGUAAGUAGUAGCUGCCACGUUCUUCUUGUGUCUCACCAGCCCGGUCAGCUUGAGGUAGGCGCCGUGAGAGGACCACUUGAGGUGUACCAGCCAAAGAUCGUAGUGGGGCGCCCAUCUUCUCAGCCGCACGCCGCAGUGAAAGCAGUACACACCAUCGGCACUUUGCGUGUACAGGAAGCCCGCAUGGUGGUCUUCAGCGGUCUGGUUGAUCAAACGAGGCUAGUCUUCUUUCAAAUUGUAGAUAAUGGGGCGGCGGCUUACCAUCACAAUUUUUAAGCAUCCGUAACACUCACUCCUGGGUCCACGAGAAUCCACCACCCUCAGUCCCAAGCAGAAUCCUGGUCUCACAAGCAUCCGUACAGCUCUUCGUCUCUGACAUUCUCGGUGUGAUGAUGAUGAUUUUUUCACAAGUAAACUGAACCCUCUCGAGACACCCACUCGGUAUCAGGGACAUCUUGGAAUGGUGGUAUGGCAUUCAUAGACCGUCUUUGCCCCAUGAUGGCUGUUGCUCAACUGAAGGAAGGUCAGCGGGUUCACAUGCUUUUAUGAAAUCUCCUCUCAACUCAUAGGUUCGGCAUAUACACGAUGGGUACCUCGGAUCUCGAAAACAGGUGGACACAUACUCGAUGGUCUUGCAACGUGGUGGGUUUCAAGUCCAAGAACAGAUCACCAAGUUCCAAGCCCUGGCGCCACAUGCUCAACCACACCCACUCCAGUGCCCCCCAGCUCGCAAGUAAUGUGGCCCUGAAUGCACAUCUCAACAGACUGUGGUCCGCGGUCGUCAGCAAGGGUACUCAGACCGCCUAUUCGACUGGUAUGACCUGUUAUAUAAAGUUCUUGCUUACUUUCGGACUGUUUCAAACCAUGUUCUAUCACAGACUCCCUCCCGUGAACGAGGUAUAUUUACAGUACUUCAUUGCCCAUUGUUAUGGCGUGCUGCAGUUGAAACAUGUCACUGUUAAGACCUACCUAGCUGGGGUGAGGUUCUUUUACCUGCAACGUGGCAUUAUCACAAUAUUCGACCAUCGUGGAUCCGGGGCGUUGAACAGACUGCAGUCCAUCAUGAGAGGUUACAAGAAGUUGCAAGCUCCGACUUCAAGAAAAGGACUUCCCAUCACCUACACAGUUUUGGCACGAAUCGUGUGUACACUGCAUGCAGGAGUACUUGGACCGUUAAAUGACCUGGUAAUGGAAUGCAUGUGCUUAACUGCCUUCUUCAGGUUUCUCAGAUGUGGAGAAAUCACGUGUACUGCCAGGUUUGAUCCCAGUGCUAACAUUUGUUUGAGUGACAUCAAGUUUGACUUCGCUAAGAGAAAGUGCACUAUCCUGCUGAAAGCUUCCAAGACGGAUCCAUUUCAAGUAGGCGUCCCCAUAAUAUUGUUUUCUAAUAGUAGCUUGUGCCCGUUCUCAAGUUUGAGGAAGCUCUUCCAUACCAGAACUCUUCAGCGAUUAAGGAGACUUGAGUCCUCAGGUGAUCAAAAAUACAAGCACCUAUUUAAAUCUACACAUCCUUAUUUGUGUAAACUUGGUGAGUUUGGUGUGACGUUUUUUGAGAGAAAAUUAUCUUUGAUAAGUAAUGAGUUUUGGAAAAGUUGUUUUCAAUCAUUUAUAGUGCUUGAUAAGAAAAUCAAGCCAGAAUCUUUCAGUAGUUUUUUAACUGAACCAAUUUUUUAUAACCCUAAUAUUAAAAUUAAUAGGAAAUCAUUUUUCUUGAAAUACUGGUUUGAGAAGGGCGUCUCCCAAAUUAUAGACUUGGUCAAGGCCAAUAAGGAGUUUCUGUCAUAUGAGGAAUUUAAUGAUAUGUAUGGUAUUUGUUCAUACUAUUUGGAGUUUUAUGGUGUUGUUAGCAGUGUUAAACAAUACCUUGGAGCUCUAAAUUUAGUUCCAACAGAUUCUGUGGAGGAUCAGCGCUGUGUGGUAAAAACUAUUUGUAGUUCCAAGUCAGGUUCAAAGCAUAUUUAUUUUUCAUUGGUUUCUACAGAAGUAAAAACUAAAGGGCAGGAAAAGUUGGAAUUACGAUUUGAAAACUUAAAUUGGAACAAUAUUUAUAAUAAAAUUUUCAGUACAACACAGGAUGUCAAACUGCGAUGGUUUCAAUACAAAAUUACCCACAGAAUUCUCACCACUAAUACUUUUCUGUAUUUACUCACUUAUCCUCAGAAUGAUUUGUGCUCCUUCUGUCACAAUGAAAAGGAAACAAUUACUCACUUGUUUUGGGAAUGUGAUAUAAUAAAACAAUUUUGGGAUGAAGUGUCAUUGUGGAUCGACCAGUGCUUUCAUGUUUAUAAUAUGACAUUUUGUGCAGAAUUGAUACUUUUUGGAGUUCAAGAGAACAUAAAAACAGAUAAAGUGAUGGUAAUUGGAUAUUUUAAUUGUGCAACAACAACAGUACUUACGCGUUCAUAUUUAAUAUACCAAUUACAGGUCAAUCACCUCAUUACGUUUAUAUUCAACACGAUUUCUUAACUCUGUCACUCGAAUGUGCUUUUUAUGCCGUCUGGAUCAUGUUACAGUAAUUACAUCCCACAAUGCACUUCUAAACAGUCUGCGCAUGCCCAGUAAGACGGACAUGACGUCACAGUGUUUACCUUUAUUAACCCUUCAGCCCCACACGAGGUUACUUUCUACAUUGUCGCAAGCCACUCAACUGCGUUACUCUCAUGUGCUUCAGUGCUAAAUCACGAGUCAAGUCAAGCCAUCCGAUCUCGGGUUUCGCGAUACUCAGCUAACCAAGACUAAUAAUGGCGGAGAGGAGACAUAGACGAGCCAGAAGUCAGCGCAAUCGGGUUAAUGUUCUCGACUCCGCACAGCCUGAAGAAAACCCGGAUAGCCUCGAACCCCGCGCCACUGCUGCCAGUGCCAGUCGUACUACAGUGAGAAUCAGCAGUCAACCGUAUCUGACCGUGGCCCAGCUACGCCAACAACUGGCAGAAUGGGGCGUGAGGGUACCAAAUAAUUGGCCUAGGAAAAGCAUCACAUACAUCACAGGAACCCAGAUGCCCUCGUUAGUGGGACCACCCUACCCAACAGUGUCGCAUCGGAAUUCGGGGACAAUGGUACCAAUUCCGUGUCACCUGUUAGUGUUGCCAGUCUACAACGCGAACUUGCAGAGCUAAAACACAUGAUAGCGAGCAUGACCAGCCAUAACUCAGUGCCCACCGAGUACGCAGCUACAAGCCUACCAGAUCACCUCAGCCAUGAUGUGCCGUCGGAUUCUUUGCCCCACAUUCACACAGUCGCGCCAGCGCUCAAGAAGAAGAUUAAAGACGGCAAGUACUGCAACCUGGCCUUGUUAUUGAUACCUAACCAAGACGCUAGAAUGGCCGAAUAUGAUGGCAAUGUAUAUCAUUUAAAGGAGGACGCUAGGCUAAAUCGCACUCUUACUCUAGCAGAAUUCAUACAGGCCUUUGGCAUUUACAAGGACAUUCUUUGUGACAUCAAUAACACCAAACGGAAACAAUUGGACGGACACGAGCAAACUGUCAUCGAACUGGCUACGUUGUAUGGGGGCUCUGCGCACUAUGACUACCACAAGUUAUUUGCUGCCAGAGUGGCGUCCUACGCAGAACAAGGUUGCAGCAUUCGCUGGGAUAUGAGGGACACACGUCUGUACGGGCUGUGUUCUUCGGGGCGCCGUUCCAGAUCUUGUGCAAUUUGCCACAGCAUCACCCAUGGUACAGACUUGACGUACUGAUACAGUUAGGCCUACCCUGUUCUCGGACCGAAGUGUCAGCUCCGACAGGAUGGGGGCGAUGGACAAAAACGACACCAGGGGACGACCUAGAGUUAGGUCAAACGGAAGGGAGGUCUGCAAUAAUUUCAAUCACCAGGGCUGUAUGAGAGUGAACUGUGCAUACCUUCAUGUAUGUCUCAAUUGUCAAGCCCUAAACCACGGACAGGCGACUUGUGCCAAUGCUCCCAAAUCGAGACGGGACAACCAAGCUUGACUAACUUUCCCGGAUAUAACCAGAGAAGAGGACGUAGGCACUUUAACAGUCCAACUCACUCCCAUCAAUGUUCAGGCUAUACAGGCAGAACUCGCCUCUCAUCCCCAUCCUCCAUUUGCUACAUAUCUCAUCAACGGCUUGCAACAUGGCUUCGACCCCUUAAUGUCGGAUGUUCCACAGUCCACAACAGAAUGUAAAAACAAACGUAGGGCUACAUUGGAUCCAAUAGUAGUGACUAAGGCAGUGCAAACAGAAGUCGAUAAAGGGUACGUUAUAGGACCUUUCCAGCGGGCUCCAUACCCUGUGUACAGAAUUAACCCCUUAGGAGUUGCCACGGGCAAGUACUCGGGCAAGAAGAGGCUAAUCCUUGAUCUGUCAACCCCACAUAACUCGGAACAUACCGCAAGUAUCAAUGAUCUCAUUAGUAAAGAAUCUGCUUCACUCUCUUAUGUGACCAUAGACUAUGCUAUUGCAGUUAUUAAGCAACUGGGACAUGGUGCACAAAUGUGUAAGGUGGACAUUACCGACGCAUUCAAACAGAUUCCGCUGCACCCCAGGUACUGGCCGUUCUUUGGUUUCCGAUGGGACGAUAGGUACUACUUCUACACAAGAUUGGCGUUCGGGUGCAGAUCCAGUCCAAAGAUUUUCGAUACCCUAUCACAAGCCGUGUGCUGGAUAUUGCAAUACAACUACGGCGUUAAAAACAUUCUGCAUCUGUUAGAUGAUUUCCUGACUAUUGAUCCUCCCGUUUAUGAAGCUAGCACAACUAUGGAUGCCAUCUUAACCUUGUUUGACAAACCUUGGCAUCAUCUUGGACUGAGUCUCGAUGACGGCGAGGUUACCAGAGAACAAGUUGAAAAGGAUAGCAGAUAUGUUAACAUCAUUUUCUACUCGGACUAAGUGUACGAAAAGAGAGUUGCUGUCUUUGUUAGGGCAUUUAAACUAUGCUUGUCGAGUGGUAGUACCAGGCAGAUCCUUCCUAUCUUAUCUGAUUCGACUGUCGGCCACUGUGGUCAAGUUGCACCACCAUAUCAGACUAUCUAAGCAAUGUCGGAUAGAGAUGCACAUGUGGAAAAAAUUUCUGAACCAGUGGAAUGGCAUCUCGUUUUUCCAUGACGACCAUAUCACAUCAGCUCCGGAUCUCAAUCUGUAUACGGAUGCAGCUGGAAGUGUAGGACACGGGGGAUAUUUUGAUGGGGCAUGGUUCGCCCAGGCGUGGCCUCAGGACGUUAAAAACAGUCGAGACUCAGCACAAUCAAUUGCUUGGUUGGAACUUUAUCCUAUUGUGGUGUCCGCCAUUCUCUGGGGACGACAUUGGACACGGAAGAGAUUACUGUUUCAUUGUGACAAUAAAGCUACUUUCAGGAAAUUCCGAGCCCUGGCGCCCCAUGAGAACUCCAUCCAACGCCUUGCCCACCCAGCUCACAAGUGAUGUGGACCUGAACCAUCACCUGGACACCCUGUGGUCAGCUGCGAUCAGUCGACAAACAAGAACAGCAUAUUCUACAGGAUUUCUGUGCUACCUAAAGUUCAUGUUCAAGUUCAGUUUGUUCAACACACUGGGUGCCAGCAGCGGCCUGCCACCAGUUAACGAUGCCUACCUUCAGUACUUUCUUGCACAUUGCUUCGGCUUCCUCAAACUCUCACAUGACACCGUGAAGACUUAUCUGGCGUGAAUCAGAUUUACUUACCUACAAGCGGGCAUCAGGACACUGUUUGACGAUGUCUCAACCGGUGCCCUAAAUCGGAUUCAAACUCUACUCAGAGGAUACAAACAGGCCCAUACACCAGAGCAGAGGAAGAGACUCCCCAUCACUUACCAUGUGCUAUGUAACAUCAUCAAGCGGCUCAGGGAUGGCGGGUUCGGUCCUUUCAACGAUUUGGUAAUGGAAUGUAUGUGUCUUACAGCGUUCUUCGGAUUCUUGAGAUGCGGUGAACUCACAUGUUCAGCCAACUUUGAUCCCAGUAGGAACAUAACUAUGAGCGACAUUAGUUUCGUACAUCAUAAAAGAACAUGUGUUAUAACCUUAAAAGUGUCUAAGACUGAUCCCUUCCGACUAGGCGUUCACAUUGCCUUAUUCGCUACUGACACUAUGACAUGUCCCUACUCGGCCUUGUCCAAACUGUAUUCCAUUAGAACGCAGUGUAGGGCUGCAUACCAGGAUCCACUGUUCGUCAAUCGGGACUAUCUACCAAUAUCCAGGACUGUGUUUUUGUCAUGGUUAGAUAGGGUCCUCACGUUGACUGGCUACAACUCCGCCGACUACUCCGGGCACUCAUUCCGGAUAGGAGCAGCUACCACGGCGGCCACCGUUCACAUCGAGGAUCACCUCAUUAAGACUAUGGGCAGGUGGACGUCGGACUGUUACGCCAAGUCCGGUUCCACCUUAGGGCAAGCCCACAAGGCUAUGUGUCACCAUCACUAAGUACCAUAUUCAUGUUAUUUACCUAUAUUCUUAAUUCUUUGGGGGCUCUCGGUUGCUAACCUCGUUUGGGCGUCAUAAGCCACUCCAUACUCAGAGCAUGGAAGGCUUGUGGCCCCCAAAGAACUUACGCUAUUUCGGUACUGUCCAGACAGCACGACCAGGACUAGCUUAACUCUAGGGAUCGUCCGGGUCAUCGGACCCAAGGACCGGCAUAUCCCUCUCACAGCUACACAGUCCGGGUCCAUAAGACCCCAGGACAUUGUCAUCUUACCCGGGUCUCUAUGACCCCAGGGUGUCAACCAGGGUCUCUUAGGCAACCGAGGCUGCCCCCAUGUUGUGCCAAAUGUUUAUGUAAAUAUCUGCAUGUAAUAAAACUUCCUGCAAUGUAAUACAUUUCAUGUUUUUUGUGGCACAAAAUGGUAAUUGGAUAUUUUAGUUUGUGCAACAACAACAGUACUUACGCGUUCAUAUUUAAUAUACCAAUUACAGGUCAAUCACCUCAUUACGUUUAUAUUCAACACGAUUUCUUAACUCUGUCACCCAAAUGUGCUUUUUAUGCCGUCUGGAUCAUGUUACAGUAAUUACAUCCCACAAUGCACUUCUAAACGGUCUGCGCAUGCCCAGUAAGACGGACAUGACGUCACAGUGUUUACCUCUAUUAACCCUUCAGCCCCGCACGAGGUUACUUUCUACAUUGUCGCAAGCCACUCAACUGCGUUACCCUCCAGCCACCCCUUAGCUCUUCCUGUCUUUCAUGGCCUAAUGUAUUCAUGAGCAUCAUGAACGUGGUUUCUUGUGCAUUCGCUAGUACUCAUGUAUUGGCAUCCAUUCCAUGGCUGUUUAUCAGGCGCCUAUAUAUAUAUAUAUAUAUUGUGUAUAUACCUUAUCUCCUGGGGCUGCCUCGGCGUCAUAAGCCACUCCAUACUCAGAGCAUGGAAGGCUUGUGGCCCCCAAAGAACUUACGCUAUUUCGGUACUGUCCAGUCAGCACGACCAGGACUAGCUUAACUCUAGGGAUCGUCCGGGUAUUGGACCCCAGGACCGGCAUAUCCCUCUCACAGCUACACAGUCCGGGUCCAUAAGACCCCAGGACAUUGUCAUCUUACCUGGGUCUCUAUGACCCCAGGGUGUCGACCCCAGGGUCUCUUAGGCAACCGAGGCAGCCCCCAUGUUGUGCCAAAUGUUUAUGUAAAUAUCUGCAUGUAAUAAAACUUCCUGCAAUGUAAUACAUUUCAUGUUGUUUGUGGCACAAAUUUGAUUUACUUUUACUAAUUGCAAAAUACUAUAU
Messenger RNA from Haliotis rufescens (red abalone), 7919 nucleotides. RefSeq lists its product as uncharacterized. The transcript is spliced from 3 exons. Bases 845 to 2725 code for a protein of 626 amino acids. The record is from RefSeq and is a predicted model, not a curated record. NCBI's taxonomy places the organism in Eukaryota, Metazoa, Mollusca, Gastropoda, Lepetellida, Haliotidae.